This is a messenger RNA of Linum trigynum, 1997 nucleotides long. The record is from the annotation of a GenBank genome assembly. NCBI's taxonomy places the organism in Eukaryota, Viridiplantae, Streptophyta, Magnoliopsida, Malpighiales, Linaceae.
AAUCAAUGAACAACACCAGAAAUUACUACGAUUUAAAUACGGGAGCUACGUCGAACAAUAACUAUAAUUUGAAAUCAAAGUCAAUUCUUGAUAAAUUGUGGUAGAGGUUUUUCAGUUUUCACCUUCAGCAACAAAUACAUUUCCAUGAACUUUUCACUUUCCACCAAUGAAUUCCUAACCAUGCAACCCCCCCUAUCCAAUUGAGCUAUCAAUUGUCUGCAAAAUUCCUCAAUCCCAUAGUUUCUUCUCUUCUUAAAAAUCAACCCCAAUUGUCUCUCUUACCAAUAGAAACACGUUUUACCAUAAAUUCAAGACACCUUCACGUCACAUGUAGUUGCUUUUGCUGCCACAUUAAAUUCCUCCCCACCUCUUCCUAAUUCCUAAACCAACUGUAAGUCUGUAACCAUCUAGCUCGUCUCUAUAUAACGCAAGAUAAAAAAAAAAGCCACCCCCUGUAGCCUCAUAACUGAAAACAGAGCAUUUCUCUCAAACACCAGAAAUGAAGAACAUCCGAGUUCUCUCCCUUCUCCUUCUACCAAUCCUGAUUCCAUCAGGAUUAACCGGUCCGGCCGGCGCGGACGGUCUGGCCACCUUUGUGUUCGGCGACUCCUUGGUGGAUCACGGGAACAACAAUUACAUAGUUACCCUGUCGAGGGCAAACUACCCACCCAAUGGGAUUGAUUUCGGUCGGCCCACGGGUCGGUUCACCAAUGGAAGAACCAUUGUCGACAUUCAAGGUGAGGUAUUGAGUGGAGGGAGUUUAGUUCCUCCUUACUUGGCUCCCACUACCAUAUGGCCGGCGACUCUUCAAGGCGUCAACUAUGCUUCUGGCGCCGGAGGGAUCCUCAAUGACACCGGAAGGCUUUUCGGUGGUAGGAUCAGUUUGGACGCUCAGAUUGACAACUUCGCCAACACAAGGCAGGACAUUAUAGCAAGAGUCGGCCCGGACCAAGCUCAGAAUUUUUUCGACAAGGCGAUGUUUGCUAUUGCAAUCGGGUCGAACGACUUCAUCAACAAUUAUCUGAUUUCCGCUGACAGAUUGGUCCCUCCCGAAAUAUUUGUCACCGCCAUGAUCAAUAGGUUCAGACUUCAACUCACUAGGUUGUACGAAUUGGGCGCCCGGAAGAUCGCCGUGAUGAACAUCGGCCCAAUCGGGUGCAUCCCUUACCAAAGAGACGUCAACCCAACCGCCGGCGACGACGACUGCGCGGCUCUCCCCAACGAGUUGGCUCAGCUCUUCAACUCAAAACUGCGGACACUCGUUCAGCAACUCAUCACCGAAAGUCAAACUUUCCCCGGGCUCCAUCUUGUCCACGGCGAGGCCUUCCGUAUCGUCAGCGACAUCAUCGCCAACUACGCAUCGUACGGCUUCGAGAACGCCAACUCAGCGUGCUGCCGCGUGGCGGGCCGGCACGGCGGGCUGAUCCCGUGCGGCCCGCCGUCGUUGGUUUGUCCCGACAGGACCAAGUUCGUGUUCUGGGACCCGUACCACCCGUCGGAGGCCGCGAAUUUGAUCAUCGCCGGGCGGUUGUUGGACGGCGGCGCGGAUGACAUCUGGCCUAUGAACGUGCGCCAGCUGGCUGCGAUUUGAGGAAUUGGGGAAUUAAUUCUUACUUAUCUAAUAUCUAUGAUCUAGAAUUGUGGGAUCCGGAGAAUAAGGAAAGUUGUAGGGUGACAAAUUGGUUGUGAGAUCUUCAUAGCGCAGCAUAAGAGUUAGUGAGGUUUGGUAAGGGAAAAACUUGAAUCGGACCGUUUCAGUGGGAUUUAUUACUUGUAGUCUGCUAGUCUUCAGUCUUCACCAACCAGUGAAUCUUCUGUCCCUUUCUAAUUAUUCUGUUUGGACCAUCCGAGGAAACUGUGAACCAGAGCCCAACAAUUUUUUUGAGCCGAUUGAAUUUGCUUUAACUCACAUUUGUGGGUAAUUCACUUCAGUAAACGAGAGGAACUCCGACAUUGACCGGAUAUGUGAUGUCUAUGGAUAAAUACUCUAAAUUGUG